Messenger RNA from Panicum virgatum (switchgrass), 906 nucleotides. RefSeq lists its product as uncharacterized. The transcript has 3 exons. The record is from RefSeq and is a predicted model, not a curated record. NCBI's taxonomy places the organism in Eukaryota, Viridiplantae, Streptophyta, Magnoliopsida, Poales, Poaceae. The coding region runs from base 1 to 906 and encodes 301 amino acids.
AUGGCUACAUAUGCACUGGGGAACUUCAUGUCAGGAUACCCAGCUGGUUGGAAUCCAACUAUUAGACUUGCCAAGUACAUCGGCUUCUCAGCCGAUGAACCAGCAAGACAGUGCGUCGGCUUCGCAGCCGACUCAGCCUCAAGAUACCGCACCAGCAUCACAACCAGCGGUUACACCUGCAUCAGUACCUUCGCCAGCAAGUCCAAGCAACAUGUCGGCUCCAUGGUUGACAUCUCAACAGCAGUAUCUGGUGAUGAUGCUGCAACCCAACUAGCAGAGGUUGCCUUCCAAGGACUCCUGCCACACAUCAAGGAGAAGUAUGCUUCUCAGGAGUUCUACAUCAUCAGUCAGAUGGCUAACAGGAUGACAGAGGAGGCAAGACCAUAUGAGCAGAAGAGGAGCAACUUCCAGAAAAAGGUUAACUUUGUUGACUGCUCAGAUUCUUCUGAUUCAGAUGAUGAUCAGAUGGUGGGAUCGGCUGAAUGGAUUCAGAAUAAUAAGAAGCCGAUCUCAUAUCCUUUUGGUAACAAAGAACCCGAGAAAUAUGGGUUUGAUAUUACCAAGGCUGACAAGAUCUUCGACCUGUUGUUGUCAGAGGGACAGAUCAAGCUGAAGCCAUACAAUAAGAUCCCGACAGAUCAGGAGUUGAAGAAUAUCAAGUACUACAAGUGGCACAAUGCGACAUCUCAUGACACCAAUGAGUGCAAGGUAUUCCGUCAGCAAAUACAAUCGGCCAUAGAACAGGGUAGACUCAAGUUUGAGACACCCAAAAAGCCGAUGAAGAUUGAUGGGCAUCCGUUUCCAGCAAACAGGGUAGAUGUUGGAAAGAAGGGUAAUGCUUUACAAACAAAGAUGCUCACAUCACAAUCGGCCAAGGAAUCUGGUGCUGUUGAUCCCAAAGCAUAG